AUGGGCGAAGAUGAGUUGACGGACGACGAGAAGACGAAAAUACUCCAAGACUUGCAUUCGGAUAAACUGGACGUUUUUCUGACCAGGUUCGUCUUUUCUCGCUUUCUUUUUCCGUAUUCUAUCGCCUUUUUUAGAUAUCGAAAGUACCUGAAACCUGCAGAUUGCGACAAUUUCGAUAAAAGCGAUGAUUUUUUGGUUCAAAUGAUUGUGAAGCAGAUUCGCGGGCAAAAAGAAGUGACUGUCAAGGAGGUAUUUAUGGCGAACUGAAUUUUCUAAAGAUUUUGAAAGUUUCAGAAACGGAACCGACGAUUCAAUGCGAUGCAACAGCUGCUGAAAGACGGCGUCUUCUUCUCUGAUUCGAAGAUGAGAGAACGAGAGCCGUAUCUGUACGACGCGAUGAUCGGAAAGUUUCUGAAUCAGGAGGAGCAAAUGGAACACCUACGACCGACAGUUUCUCGAGAUCAAGCCGAGUGCACAUGGUCCACUCUUCUGGAUCGUCUGGAAGACAGCGCAGAGAUCGCCGAGCGACGGAAUCUGCAGGAGAUGGAGUGGGAAGGGGGCGGCGGCCGGCGAGACGACGGAGGCAAGGAUCACAUCAGCCGAUUCAUGGCGCACGUGGCCAAUCAGACGGACGAGUUUGUGCCGGAAGAAGAAGAGGAAGAGCAGCAAAAAGAAAAAGAAGAGGACGACGAAAUCGAAAAGAUGCGGAAGGAGAUGGAACGGCUGGCGAAGAUUGAAGCGGAUCAGUACGAUGAGCUGGCCGACGAUGACACUCCGCUGGUUCUACGGCAAGAGUUCGAGACGUUUAUGCAGCAAAAGUUUCUGGCCGGAAAAGAUACUCUGUACGUUGCGAAUGGCCUUCAACUUAUUACUGGGCGGAACACGCGCACUCUCAUCUGUCCUUUUUUGCGGUCAUUCUUCUCGUUUUCGCUCUCUCCCUCUCCAUCCGCCCAUUUUCCCUUGUGUAACGAGAAGAAGAAGAAGAAGGCGCUGUCCGUCACUCUUCAUCUUUUCACUUUGACCGACCGUUCUAGUUUUCGUACUAAUUCGUCCGAAAUUAUUCUACUUUCAGAUUCUACGACUACUCGCUAUGCGAUCUCGGCGCCUCGACAGAUCCUAUUCGAGAACGAGAAGAUGAGGAACGGUGGUUCGACGAAGACGACUGAUUUUUUCCGCUCCCCCUCGCCCCUUUUCCCAUUUGAAAAGCCUACUAUCAGUAAAAUCGUUUUUCUCCCGUCCUCUCACAUCCCUUUUGUCUUUGGAAGGUCUCUCGCUCGCCUUUUCUCGUAUUUCUCUCCUUUCUCUUCGUUUUGACCCCCUUAUCUUUUAUCGUCGUUGCAGGGUGGAUCGAUACCGCGUACCGGCAAAAAUGCACAAAAACAGUGGUGGCAACAGCAACAGCAACAACAAUAAUGGCGGUGCAGGCGGCCCGGAGACGCGUUGGCACUAUUUGGGACCAGAUCGCGAAUCAUAUGGUAUGAAAAACGGAGAUUUUGAGAGGGGAAAGUCGAUAUUUGCAGGACCGUAUUGCGGAAAAGACAUGAUGUUCUGGCUGCAGACGGGCUACUUCAACGAGUCGCUGCAAGUGAGAACCGAGAACGAGUCGGCAUUUCAUACGCUCGGCGAGUGGACCCAGUUGGUCGGAAAUGUAGGUGAAAACUGUGAAAGGGGCUAUGAUGAGUCACGAUAAUCAAGAGGAAAGCAGACUCCGCCUCCUGCAUAAAUUUCAUAAGACUCGGCGGCAGUUUUCGCCUAGAAACAACAAACGUCUUUCCGAUCUCAUGAAUGACUCACUUUUUUUGAACAUUUCCUCGUUCCUUCCGCUCUCUUCAUCCGUUUCUGAUUUUCAAGUCGCAUCAGAACGUCGGCAAUGCCGUGUGUUCCCACUGUGCUCGUCUCGAUCGCGCAACUCGAAGGCCCGGACGGAAAAGUGGUCGCUGUGCUGUCGGGCCAGGGAGUGAUUUGCUCGGACUUCUCGGCGUUUAACAUAAAUUCGCAGUGCGAGUUUGCGAUGCAAGUGUACAAGGAGGCGGUGCUCGGAGCGGUGCAGUGUUUCGAUGAGCCGGUGGAGCUGAUCAGAAUGGACCCGGAAAACGGACGGCUCUUCAAAACGAUUGUGCUUUGUGCGGUGACCUACGAGGUCGGGGUCUACUGGUUGGGCCCCCUCCGCUUCCUCUUCCACUAUGCAGCUUAUGUGAAAGUUUCGGUUGGUAGUACAGAAAAAAUAGGGGAGAAAUUGGGCUCUGACGAAACGUUUCCAAAUUUUCAAUCACUCUUUUUUCAGCAUCCGUUCGCCAUGACUGUCCACUCGUUCGAGGCGACCGCCAACCAGAUAAACUCGAUCCGCCCGCCUCACGCACCUAUGCUGAUGAUGCCACCAGGGCUUCCGUCGUCGUUCCCGCCGCCGAUGCAGAUGCGCUUCCCGCCUUUCGUCAUGCCGCUUCUCCAUCAGAUGAACAAUCAGGCUCCGAUGAGCAUGAUGCACUCGCAGCCGCCGUCGGAGCCGAUCGACGCCGGAUCUCUGUCGCACACUCCCGAUUCGGACGAUGUAAGUUGUCGCGAUCGAUUGGUGCCGCAUGAGUUCGCCCCCCGCAUGAUCCCCGCAAACUUUGUUUUCAUCAUCAUCUUCAUCUAGCCUUUUCGUUUCGGUUCUUAGCAUUCCCAGAAUCCAGCUGAGUGAAUUUAGGCGCGUCUCUCUGAUAAAAGUACCCCAGAGCCGCCGCAUUGGCUCGUCGCUCUCGGAUUAGUGGUGAGUGUAGUAGAAAACGACGCGAAAAGUUCCUUGAUAACACAGUAUGCAUCGUUGAACAGUUUCAGAGUGGCCACGGACACGGACAGGCACGCAAGCUUCACAACCAGCAGCAUCCGGGGGUGCAGUCGCUGAUUCCGCAGAUGAUGCACGCUCAAGUGUCCACCGAACCGAUCCAGACGAAGGAGGUCGAGUGCCAGACUGAGCCGCUCAAGCUCGAGGUAGUACGGCCUAUGUUGUGCGGAUUUAAAUGUUGUUUUCAGUUGUCGAAGGACAAGGCGUCGCGUCUGCUGUCGGACCUGUUCGGCCAACUCGUCGUCAUCAACUGA
Molecule: messenger RNA, 3078 nt
Organism: Caenorhabditis sp. 36 PRJEB53466
Lineage: Eukaryota; Metazoa; Nematoda; Chromadorea; Rhabditida; Rhabditidae
Source: the annotation of a GenBank genome assembly